AUGCCGGCAGGCGUACACAACAGGAAAUCGGGGGAUGCUCCCCCUGGGCCCUGCCCCUCUAAGCGCAAGAGAGACCUAGACGACAACGGCAUCCCCGGCCUUGCUCGCCCUGACCGCAUACCCCAACCACGGCCGCCACAGUCAGGUAAUGCUACACCUAUCAACUACCUUUCCGCUUCCGGAAUCAAGACAUCAAGCCUCAAACUUCUUCGUGGGGAUAACGGCGUGUUCAACGAGGUCAUAUCCCUUAUAAACGACUAUGAAGGGGCUAAGCUCAAUGCACCUCGUCUACUACGAGCUAUGGAGAGUCUAUUUGAAGGUGAAAUCACAGUUUAUCCCAAGAUUCCUUUUGGACUGGAUCAGCCAUACAAGCCUAGCUGGCUGGACAUCCUCGAAUUUGCGGCUUCGAACCCUGGCCAGUUCAAUCUCUCCACAAUAAAGAGUGGUGGCCGGACCUGUCGCUUCUCCAUGAAAAACGUAAACGUCGACGUCGAAAUCACCGAGGAUGACUGGCGGCUUAUCACGUCCGGUGCUUUGGAUCGUUUCAGCCUAGUUCCGCCCAAACCGUUGGAAGAGGAUGAAAGAAUCGAGUCGGUCACGCUAGAUAUAGUUCAGGACCGAGUUCACAGGAUCAUCCAAAAGGCAGACGAGAUAGCUGCCAAAGCACGCCAACUGAACUAUCACCUGGGCGGCCGCAGGGUUGCCAUUGCAGCUCGCUAUACGUUUCAGCACUCUUCAGAGUUGGACCAGCCCCCGACACGGCACAGAGAGCGGAAGCCCGAUCCUGAUCUCCGGCUUAACUUACUGCAGCAGUUUCUGUCUCAAGCUUCCCAGCAAGCUUCCCAGCAAGCUUCCCAACAAGCGGAAACUUAUAAUACAGGAAAAUCUGGCUCAAGUCCCUGUUUGGCAUCUUCUAGUCAUUCGCAGUCGCAAUUAACGCCGGCUGUUAUCGUCCAGUCACCAGCAACGACGACGCCGCAUGGAACAUUGGCUCCCCUUCAGCAACGUACUGGCUCGAUCCAUAUGGAAAACUCGGUACCGCAAGAUCCAGCGCGUCAACAACUGUCCUGGGGGUUCCGUGCUUUGGAACGCUACGCUGUCAGCCGAUCCGUCAUACGAGCUGUAGAGAAACUUGAGCGUGGAGCAUCGAUAAAACCUCCUUGUGACCGCUGCCGGCGGCUACAGAUACCCUGUGUCAAAUAUAUGGGCAGCGGUUGUCAAGGGUGCGCCGACUUCCGCGAACGAUGUGACUGGCAAACAGUGACGCAGGAUGAGAAGAAUUGGGCUUUGAAUGGUGUGGCAAGAACAGAGGCGUCAAAAGAGAGCAGCCCUGGAAUGGCAACGGCGGCGGUAGCUGACAAAGGAGGGUCAAAAUGCUCUCCCACGAGGACGGCAGAUGCAAAUGGGCUUGGCACCGGUUAUCGUGUGAACAUUCGGAUUGGUGAGCUGACACAUGUCAUGGCGAAUGGGAGAGCAGCAGCGGCAGAGGAUGAUAGGGAAGGAAUCGGACGGCGUUCUGGUAAGGUCCUUCUACAGGAGAGUAAAGUCAAAGGACCGGAUGCACGUCACUAA
Neurospora tetraspora is the source of this 1572-nucleotide messenger RNA. RefSeq lists its product as uncharacterized. The coding region runs from base 1 to 1572 and encodes 523 amino acids. The transcript is spliced from 3 exons. Lineage: Eukaryota; Fungi; Ascomycota; Sordariomycetes; Sordariales; Sordariaceae. The record is from RefSeq and is a predicted model, not a curated record.